AUGGAUCGUGGCCGCUCUCCCAACCCGGGCGACGCUGCUCAUCACGCUCAUGCUCAUGCUCACGCUCAGGCUCAGCAGCAGCAUAUAAGGCACACAUCCUCAGCUUCGCCUCAUCCGCCGCCCUCAUCUUAUCCCGGCGACAUUGGCAACGGGAAUGCCUUCUUCGACCCCACCACCUCCGCCCCAUUCUCCGCCCUGAACCAGCACGCGACCUCGGGCGCAUUCGGCGACACCACCCUGACGCAGGACUACGCGCAGUAUCCCUUCACCGACUCCAGCGCAUUCGCCUAUCCUCAACAACAGCAGCAGCAAUUCACCAACCCAAACUUGGGAGGCAGCGCGGGCGAUAACGCCUUUCCCUCCUUCGACAUCCCUCCCAACGACUUUGAUCUGUCCAGCAAUACAGCAUUCGACCAGACGGCGUCCCUCGACCCGAGCCUCCUCUCCGAUCUGGACGGUGGCCUACUCACCCCAAACUCCGACUUUAGCCACACCGCAUUCGAAUCCAUGGCCACCACGAUGCAGCCACUGCAGGCCUCCUCGCCCCAUCUCAUGACCGGUAUGAGCAGGCGGCCGUCAGGUACUGCGAGUCCGCAGGCCUCUCCUCGCUUCCAGAAUGGUUCCUUUCAGCAGAAUAUGCACAUGAGCAGGCCGCGGGGAKCAUCGGAGUCGUUGGAUCCAUCAAGCGCCAUGUUUCCACCAGGGCAGCCUGGCGAAUGGUCGGGCAUGGGAGGAUAUCGUUCACACAAGCGCACACCAUCGGAUAAUCUGUCGGACAUAUCCUCAAACCACCAGCAAUCGCCAUACAUGGGCACACUGGAUAGCUUCGAUGUGCCCGGACAUUCCUCCCCAUUGCUCACUUCUUCCCACGAUCCCACAUUCAAUGACACACUUGGUCUGCAGCAGUUCAGUCUGAGCGAGGCCCAGCAAUACAACCGCAGUCCCGGCCACAGUCCGGGACAUUCACCACACAUGAUGCCGCAGCCUCAACACGCGCUUCCUCCUUUCACUGCCGAAAACAACUUUGGACUCAACGCCAAUCUGAACAUUUUCGCCAACAACAACCAACGAGGCGAUAUCGACUUGUUUUCCGGGAAUGGCCAAGAACCUUUCCCGUCAUUGAACACGCAGGGUUCGAGUCCUGGUGCCGAUCACAUGAGCCCACCAGAAAUCAACAUCGACUACGCGCCGCCUACCAGGCCUGUGGACCAGAUGCACCGGGCUGAGRGUUCGCAAGAUGCGCUCAGUCCUCCGCUGCGAACGCCCAAUCGAGCUCGGGCAAAGUCAGACUCCCACGCUGGUUCGAGAUCGCCGUCACCUGCAUUGCGCGGCAGAUCUCCAUCGUUACAACCGCAAGCAGGCGGCGAGAACCUGUCGCCUUUCGACAACACCAAUAGCCGCCCAUCAUCGCGACACAGCUCGCAGUCUCCCGCACGAGGACGGAGUGGCUCACUCAACAAUCGUGUACGAAGUCAUAGCAACUCAUCAGAUCAGCGCGAUUACAUUCUGGAUCUGGCCGAUCCAAAGCGCACUCCCUCCAACGGAGCUGACAAUAAACGUCAGCAAAAGCAUCCAGCGACAUUCCAAUGCACUCUCUGCCCGAAGAGAUUUACGAGGGCGUACAAUCUACGCUCGCAUCUCCGUACCCAUACCGACGAGCGGCCAUUCGUAUGUACAGUCUGCGGCAAAGCGUUCGCACGGCAACACGAUCGGAAACGUCACGAAGGUCUCCACUCGGGCGAGAAGAAGUUCGUGUGUCGUGGCACCCUUCAAGGCGGGACGCAGUGGGGUUGUGGCAGACGGUUCGCUCGCGCAGAUGCUCUCGGUCGCCACUUUCGUUCAGAAGCCGGACGUGUUUGCAUCAAGCCACUCCUCGACGAGGAAGCCGCCGAUCGACAAAAGGCAUGGAUGGAAGAACAGCAGCAAGCCCAAGUAGCUGCAGGUCUUGUAGCGCCGCAGCCCAUGAUGCAGCAACCGCAAGUGGACAUGUUGGGCAGCCUCUUCCCAGCUGCACUUCUGCAGCAGUACCCUGCUCUGGCGGGCAUUGAUUGGAGUAGUAUGCCUCAAGGUCCGCCGMCAGAUGAAGAGGUMUACGGCGGGCRUAGUUCGUAUGAUGCGAGUAGUGGCGGAGAGUACGAAUUCGACGCCUCCGAAUCUGAGAUGAAUACGUACAACGACCAGAGCAUGGGCGGUAUGGGCAAUCAGAACAUGGGCGGCCUGCAGAACCCGCAAGGGAUGUUCCAGACGAACGCAGCCGCCGGGGAUUAUCUCUCGGAUUUUGAAGGGCGAUGA
Messenger RNA from Ramularia collo-cygni, 2292 nucleotides. RefSeq lists its product as uncharacterized. Bases 1 to 2292 code for a protein of 763 amino acids. The transcript has 2 exons. NCBI's taxonomy places the organism in Eukaryota, Fungi, Ascomycota, Dothideomycetes, Mycosphaerellales, Mycosphaerellaceae. Gene Ontology annotation, molecular function: DNA-binding transcription factor activity, RNA polymerase II-specific; RNA polymerase II cis-regulatory region sequence-specific DNA binding. Gene Ontology annotation, cellular component: chromatin. Gene Ontology annotation, biological process: regulation of transcription by RNA polymerase II. The record is from RefSeq and is a predicted model, not a curated record.